GUUCCUUGUUAAACCACGGUAAACAUUACACGAAUUUUAUCCAUAAAUCUACAGUGCAUGUGCCUCUCGUAUUAUUGUUCCAUGUAUCGUUUGAGAACAAUACCGGAAACAACAUUGCAAAUACGAUGCAAUAAUUCUGUUCGAUUUCAUUUUUGAUUAUCGAAUCUGUGGAUCUUUCCUUCGAAUUUUAACUGUCAAGAAAUUGACAUAAUUUAAAACUUGUUUGUACCAUAUCUAUUAUUAUGUAUUUGUAAUUCACGUUCCAUUAAUCGGCUUUGAAGUAGUGUAUGUCAAGGUGGGCUUGUCAGGGUUUGAUUCCCACAAAGAUUCUCAUUCACAAAAUGUAAUGGCAGAAGAUGAUGCAGGGAAGUUGACAAGAGAAGAUUUUGACGCCGGCCCAAGAAGUUGGGAUGAAAUAGAGCCAGGAGUCAUAUUGGGAAAUCUUACAGCAGCGACGGACGUCGACUGGUUGAGAGAGGCGAAAAUAACUCACAUCUUGACAUUGGACUCGUGUCCGCUGCCUAGAAAAAUACAACUUCUACCUGACAUAACAUUCAAAUAUAUUCAAGUGACUGAUUUACCCAGAGAAGACUUGCUAACAUAUUUUGAAGAGACUUACCAAUUUAUCAAACAUGCUCAAGACGACGGUCACAAGACUUUGGUACAUUGUUACUUCGGGGUCUCACGAUCCGCUGCAGUGGUUAUAGCUUUUAUUAUGAAAAAAUAUAGCAUGAUUUUUACCGAGGCUUUUGACCUUGUCAAAUCAAAGAGAAGAUUCGUAGGACCUAAUCCUGGAUUUGUGGCUCAAUUGAAGCUGUACCAAGACAUGGGAUUCAGCAUAGACAACACAAAUGUACAGUUUAAAAUGUAUCGCCUUCAACUAGCGGCUGACAAAGUAAGGAAGGCAAAAAUAUUACCGCAAACUUGUAUAGACUUGAUAAAGCCCGAUCCGGCUUUAGUUACAAUACGACCUGAGCCAACGGUGUAUCGGUGCAAGCGUUGUCGAAGAAUUGUAGCCUCGGCCAGCAAUAUAUUACCUCAUGCACCGAGAGAAAAACAAAUUUGGCGUCACGUAAGCUCAAAGCGUUAUGAUAAGGGUUUGAAAGUGGCAAAAACUUCGAAAAAACCUCUCGAAGAAGAUGAGAACAAUGAGCCGUGUGAGUCUGAAUUUUGUACGAAAACUUAUUUUAUAGAACCCUUGGCCUGGAUGCCUGAUAUAGUACAUAAUGUUGAAGGUAAAUUGAAUUGUCCAAAAUGCGCUACCAAACUUGGAUCUUUCAGCUGGAUCGCUGGAUCUCAAUGUCCGUGUGGUAGCAAGAUAGCUCCAGCCUUUUAUCUAGUUCCAUCUAAAGUUGACUGGAGUAACGUUGUUCAAAAUGUACAAGUGACUGUUUAGAAAUUAAUAAAUAUCCAAGCGGCUCGAAUAAAUGGAUAUGCUGCUUCACACAUUGAAUGAAGAAAUGAAUUUUCAGUACCCUUAGAACCGCUAGAUAAUUCGUAUUCAAAUAUUAAUGAGCCACGUUGGAACAGUUUCUGAAAAUAAGUCUACGCAGACCUAUACGAUGUAAGGGAAGAAAGUAAUAUAGAAAACACUGUGCAAAAUUGUGUUAACAGAUCAAUCUACAACCUGGCGUUCAGUGAUCCUAGGAUUUCCAAAGUUCUUCUGAACGUAUGAAAAUUUAAUAUUUCACUGAAAUAGCGCUGGAAAUAUAGUAAAUUGAUUCAGUCCUAUUUCUGGAACUCAUCACUUUUUAUUCCAAAAAACUUGAGCUCGUUUUCGUGGUCUUAAUUGAAACUACAGAUAAUCGUUUUUUUUCCAGUUGAAUGAAACUGAGGACAAAUUAUGUUAUCUUUGGCUUGAUUUAUAUCAAUUUUCAGCCGCCUUUUUCCGUGUUUCCAUCUUGUAUAGAGAUCAUUUGUCAAGAUGAGUGUUCAUAUUAUAGAAAGUUUUUAGUAUCAUUCCGGUUAUGGUGGUGAUUCUCUCUGUACAUUGUCGAGUCGACUUUUUCAAGUUAUACUUCCACUUAUUGACUGACAAAAUGAUUGAAGGGCGUGG
Messenger RNA from Diprion similis, 2056 nucleotides. RefSeq names its product dual specificity protein phosphatase MPK-4-like (gene MKP-4). Gene Ontology annotation, cellular component: nucleus. Bases 347 to 1396 code for a protein of 349 amino acids. Gene Ontology annotation, biological process: protein dephosphorylation. The transcript is spliced from 2 exons. Lineage: Eukaryota; Metazoa; Arthropoda; Insecta; Hymenoptera; Diprionidae. The record is from RefSeq and is a predicted model, not a curated record. Gene Ontology annotation, molecular function: protein tyrosine/serine/threonine phosphatase activity.